GGGAGCUGGAGCCGGGCGCCGCCGCCGCCGCUGAGGCUUCCGUCUCGCUCGCUCGCGCAGCGGCGGCAGCAGAGGUCGCGCACAGAUGCGGGUGAGACUGGCAGGGGGAGGAGGCGGAGGAGGAAAGGAAGCUGCAUGCAUGAGACCCACAGACUCUUGCAAGCCGGAUGCCCUCUGUGGAUGAAAGAUGUAUCAUGGAAUGAACCCGAGCCAUGGAGAUGGAUUUCUAGAGCAGCAGCAGCCUCAGUCCCCCCAGAGACUCUUGGCCGUGAUCCUGUGGUUUCAGCUGGCGCUGUGCUUCGGCCCUGCCCAGCUCACGGGCGGGUUUGAUGACCUUAACGUGUGUGCUGACCCAGGCGUCCCCGAGAAUGGCUUCAGGACCCCCAGCGGAGGGGUUUUCUUUGAAAGCUCUGUGACCCGGUUUCACUGCCAAGACGGAUUCAAGCUGAAGGGCUCCACAAAACGACUGUGCAUGAAGCAUCUUAACGGGACCCUGGGCUGGAUCCCAAGCGAUAAGCCCAUCUGUGUGCAAGAAGAUUGCCGUAUCCCUCAAAUUGAAGAUGCUGAGAUUCAUAACAAGACAUACAGACACGGAGAUAAGUUAAUUAUCACCUGUCAUGAAGGAUUCAAAAUCCGUUACCCCGACCUCUACAACAUGGUUUCAUUAUGUCGCGAUGAUGGAACGUGGGAUAAUCUGCCCAUCUGUCAAGGGUGCCUGAGACCAUUAGCCUCUUCUAACGGCUACGUGAACAUCUCCGAGUUCCAGACCUCCUUCCCAGUAGGAACUGUGAUCUCCUAUCACUGCUUCCCUGGAUUUAAGCUAGAAGGGUCCGAGUACCUGGAGUGCUCACACAACCUUAUCUGGUCGUCCAGCCCACCCCGGUGCCUUGCUCUGGAAGUUUGUCCACUGCCCCCGGUGGUGAGUCACGGAGAUUUCAUCUGCCAUCCUCGGCCUUGCGAGCAGUACAACCACGGGACCGUGGUGGAGUUCUACUGCGACCCUGGCUACAGCCUCACCAGCGACUACAAGUACAUCACCUGCCAGUACGGAGAAUGGUUUCCUUCCUACCAGGUGUACUGCAUCAGGUCAGAGCAAACGUGGCCCAGCACCCACGAGACCCUCCUGACCACGUGGAAGAUCGUGGCGUUCACAGCGACCAGUGUGCUGCUGGUACUCCUGCUCGUCAUCCUGGCCAGGAUGUUCCAGACCAAGUUCAAGGCCCACUUUCCCCCCAGGGGGCCUCCCAGGAGCUCCAGCAGCGACCCCGACUUCGUGGUGGUGGAUGGCGUGCCUGUCAUGCUCCCGACCUAUGACGAGGCCGUGAGCGGCGGGCUGAGUGCCUUAGGCCCUGGGUACCUGGCCUCCGUGGGCCAGGGCUGCCCCUUACCCGUGGACGACCAGAGCCCCCCAGCAUACCCUGGCUCAGCAGACGUGGACACGGGCCCAGGGGAGUCAGAAACCUGCGACAGUGCCUCGGGCUCCUCCGAGCUGCUCCAGAGUCUCUAUUCACCUCCCUCGGGCCAGGAUGGGGCCCGGCCCACUUCCGACAGCCCCGACGCAAUGGCGGGCACGGCGGGGGAGGUGGCAUCCACCAGCCCAGGCAUCGACAUCGCGGAUGAGAUCCCUCUGAUGGAAGAGGAGCCUUGACAGGCAAAAUGCCGACGAUUCUGCUGCCCCCUCGGGGGCGGGAACCCUGUACCUUGGAGUGAGGCGACAGGACAGAGCUGGGGGGACGGGGGACAUUUUCUAACUUAUCUCCAUGGUGACGUGAUUCACAUGUACAUCUCGGCCUCAGCCGUAAGGCAGACAGACGGCAUUGGCAGCGCUUUCAGAGAGACUCGAGGACGUGCGCGACAGAAGGGGAAGAAAGGGCAGAGGGGAAACGCCCGCACGGCCCUGCAUGAAGGUGUUGGUGUGUCUCCAUGCUGCGGGACACGGGACAGUGCAUCCACAUCCCACUGAUGAUGCUGUGAGCACCACCUGCUUCCUUGAAAGCAUGUCACGUUGUGUAAAUUUGCUUCUAAAUUCUGCUUUAAACUGUCUCCGGACCCCAAAUUAGGACGGCUCCACCUCUGCGGAGGGUCUGUGUUGAGCUGCCGAAAGGACAGCCGGGCCCCCCUUGCCCUUGCAGGAAGGCACAGGUUCCCCAAGGGAAAGUUCUCGUGUGACUUUUUGGACAGUCUUCCUGGGUCUGAACAACUCUACUCAAAG
Molecule: messenger RNA, 2212 nt
Organism: Trichechus manatus latirostris (Florida manatee)
Lineage: Eukaryota; Metazoa; Chordata; Mammalia; Sirenia; Trichechidae
Gene: SUSD4
Product: sushi domain containing 4
Exons: 9
Coding region: 188-1648 (486 amino acids)
Biological process (GO): negative regulation of complement activation, classical pathway; negative regulation of complement activation, alternative pathway
Source: RefSeq, a predicted model, not a curated record